This is a messenger RNA of Phoenix dactylifera (date palm), 1849 nucleotides long. It is a transcript of the gene UGP2, whose product is annotated as UDP-glucose pyrophosphorylase 2. Gene Ontology annotation, biological process: UDP-alpha-D-glucose metabolic process. The record is from RefSeq and is a predicted model, not a curated record. Lineage: Eukaryota; Viridiplantae; Streptophyta; Magnoliopsida; Arecales; Arecaceae. Gene Ontology annotation, molecular function: UTP:glucose-1-phosphate uridylyltransferase activity.
GGAGAGUGAACUCCUAUUGCCAUCUCCGCUUCUGUUCCCAUAUCUCUUGUCGCUCGCUCGAAGCCUCUCGAUUCUUUUCCUCUUCUCUCCGCCUCUUUCUUUCUCUAUCCGGAGCUGAUCUCGAUCGCUAAUGGCGGCCGUCGCUGCCGACGAGAAGGUCUCGAAGCUGCGCUCUGCGGUCGAUGGUCUCGAUCAGAUCAGUGAAAACGAGAAAAAUGGGUUCAUCAAUCUCGUCUCUCGCUAUUUGAGUGGAGACGCGCAGCAGAUCGAGUGGAGUAAGAUCCAGACGCCGACUGAUGAGGUUGUUGUGCCUUAUGAUUCCCUAGCGCCAUAUCCGGAAGAUCUUGGGACAAUCAAGAAGCUUCUUGACAAGCUGGUUGUGCUGAAGCUCAAUGGAGGUUUGGGUACGACAAUGGGUUGUACAGGUCCCAAGUCUGUUAUUGAAGUCCGCAGUGGGUUUACAUUUCUUGACCUGAUUGUCAUUCAAAUAGAGUCUCUGAACAAGAAAUAUGGUUGCAACGUCCCGCUUCUUUUAAUGAAUUCGUUCAAUACUCAUGAAGAUACAUUAAAGAUUGUGGAGAAAUAUUCCAACUCAAACAUUGAAAUUCAUACCUUCAACCAGAGCCAAUAUCCCCGUAUAGUUGUUGAAGAUUUCACGCCUUUGCCAUGCAAAGGAAAGGCAGGAAAGGAUGGCUGGUAUCCUCCAGGUCAUGGAGAUGUGUUCCCGUCCUUGAUGAACAGCGGCAAGCUUGAUGCAUUACUUUCUCAGGGUAAGGAGUAUGUUUUCAUUGCAAACUCGGACAAUUUGGGUGCUGUAGUUGACAUACAGAUACUAAACCAUCUAAUCGACCACCAAAAUGAAUACUGCAUGGAGGUGACCCCAAAAACUUUGGCUGAUGUUAAAGGUGGUACACUGAUCUCGUAUGAAGGAAGAGUUCAGCUUCUGGAGAUUGCACAAGUUCCUGAUGCGCAUGUGAACGAAUUCAAAUCAAUUGAAAAAUUCAAGAUUUUCAAUACCAAUAACCUAUGGGUGAACUUGAAGGCCAUUAAGCGGCUUGUUGAAGCUGAUGCACUUAAAAUGGAGAUAAUUCCAAACCCUAAGGAAGUGGAUGGCGUGAAAGUUCUUCAACUGGAAACAGCAGCUGGGGCAGCAAUUCGAUUCUUUGAUAAUGCCAUUGGAAUUAACGUUCCCCGAUCGCGGUUUCUUCCAGUGAAGGCAACAUCAGAUUUGCUGCUAGUGCAGUCUGAUCUUUAUACCUUGGUUGAUGGCUUUGUAAUUCGUAACAAGGCUAGAACAAACCCAGCAAAUCCCACGAUCGAACUAGGGCCUGAAUUUAAAAAGGUGGGCAACUUCCUUAGCCGCUUCAAGUCUAUUCCUAGCAUAGUUGAGCUUGACAGCUUGAAGGUUUCUGGUGAUGUAUGGUUUGGUUCAGGCAUAGUACUCAAGGGCAAUGUGAGCAUCACAGCUAAACCUGGAGUCAAGCUGGAAAUUCCUGACGGGGCUGUGCUUGAGAACAAGGUUAUCAAUGGUCCUGAGGACAUCUGAUGAGUGACUUCUUCCCUUCCUGAAAUUUUGGUUGUCCCGUUUAAUAAGUUAGAGGUCUUUUGUUGCCAGUCACAUGCAGCAACUAGGAUCAGUGCCCGUACUUUAUUUUGAAAAAAAAUAUGUAAUGUGCUACCUUUCAGUCGUUUUUGAUUCUCGUUUUGGUACUCCAAGACGGGCACAGAAUAUUUUCGUGUAAGUGAAACCUGGUGUGUUGUACUAGGAUUGCAACUAUAGUGUGCACGUUUGUUGUUCCAGUGUCCGUGUGAACGAUAAAUAAAAUGACAGGCGAUCUUUUCCCGUUCC